Messenger RNA from Nyctereutes procyonoides (raccoon dog), 6142 nucleotides. RefSeq names its product GTP binding elongation factor GUF1 (gene GUF1). The transcript is spliced from 17 exons. Gene Ontology annotation, cellular component: mitochondrion. Gene Ontology annotation, molecular function: GTPase activity; mitochondrial ribosome binding; GTP binding. Gene Ontology annotation, biological process: positive regulation of translation. Bases 97 to 2106 code for a protein of 669 amino acids. The record is from RefSeq and is a predicted model, not a curated record. Lineage: Eukaryota; Metazoa; Chordata; Mammalia; Carnivora; Canidae.
GCGCCGGGACCCGCCGGACCUUAACCGGGGCGAACGGGCGCGCGAUGGCGGCGAGCCGCGUGGAGACCCGCCCCUGAGGCCCCGGGAGCGCGCAGCAUGUGGACGCCCGCGGGGCGCGGCCGGUGGCACGGGCGCGCGCUCAGGCUGUGGGCCGCGGCGGCCGCACGGCGGGGGCCCCCGGAGUCCGGCCCCGUGCCCACCCGGGCGGCUGCUGCCGCGGCCGGGACCCCGCGCAGCCCCGACGGCCUGGCCGACCGCAGGGAAAAAAUCGACAUGUCUAGAUUCUCUGUUGAAAAUACCAGAAAUUUCAGCAUUAUUGCGCAUGUGGAUCAUGGCAAAAGUACUUUAGCUGACCGGCUCCUGGAACUAACAGGCACAAUUGAUAAAACAAAAAAUAAUAAACAGGUUCUUGAUAAAUUGCAAGUGGAACGAGAAAGAGGAAUCACUGUUAAAGCACAGACAGCGUCUCUUUUCUAUAAUUGUGAAGGAAAGCAGUACCUUCUAAAUCUCAUCGAUACCCCGGGCCAUGUUGAUUUUAGUUACGAGGUAUCCAGGUCACUGUCUGCUUGCCAGGGCGUUUUACUUGUGGUGGAUGCAAACGAGGGUAUUCAAGCCCAAACUGUAGCAAACUUCUUUCUUGCCUUUGAAGCACAGCUGUCGGUAAUUCCAGUUAUAAACAAGAUAGAUCUGAAGAAUGCUGAUCCUGAAAGAGUGGAAAAGCAAAUUGAAAAAGUGUUUGACAUUCCAAGCAAUGAAUGUAUUAAGAUUUCUGCGAAACUUGGAACAAAUGUUGAAAGAGUUCUUCAGGCAGUCAUUGAAAGAAUACCCCCUCCCAAAGUGCAUCGCAAAAAUCCUCUGAAAGCCUUGGUAUUUGAUUCCACCUUUGACCAGUAUAGGGGUGUGAUAGCCAAUGUAGCAUUAUUUGAUGGAAUGGUUUCCAAAGGAGAUAAAAUUGUAUCUGCACAUACUAAAAAGACAUAUGAAGUUAAUGAAGUAGGAGUUCUGAAUCCUAAUGAGCAGCCAACACAUAAACUAUAUGCAGGACAGGUGGGCUAUCUGAUUGCUGGGAUGAAAGAUGUCACUGAAGCACAAAUAGGAGAUACAUUAUAUUUACAUAAACAACCAGUGGAGCCCUUGCCUGGGUUUAAAUCCGCGAAACCAAUGGUAUUUGCAGGAAUGUACCCUAUAGACCAAUCUGAAUAUAAUAAUCUGAAGAGUGCUGUAGAAAAACUGACUAUAAAUGAUUCCAGUGUGACAGUUCAUCGCGAUAGUAGCCUUGCCUUAGGUGCUGGCUGGAGGUUGGGAUUUCUUGGACUUUUGCAUAUGGAAGUUUUCAACCAGCGACUAGAGCAAGAAUAUAAUGCUUCUGUAAUUUUGACAACCCCUACUGUUCCAUAUAAAGCUGUUCUUUCAUCAGCAAAAUUGAUAAAGGAAUACAGAGAAAAGGAAAUUACUAUCAUCAAUCCUGCACAAUUCCCUGAUAAAUCAAAAGUUACAGAAUAUUUGGAGCCUGUUGUUUUGGGUACCAUCAUCACACCAGAUGAAUAUAUUGGAAAAGUAAUGAUGCUUUGCCAGGCUCGAAGAGCAGUUCAGAAGAAUAUGAUGUAUAUUGAUCAAAAUAGAGUUAUGCUUAAAUACCUCUUCCCUUUGAAUGAAAUUGUGGUGGAUUUUUAUGAUUCCUUGAAAUCCCUGUCUUCUGGAUAUGCUAGUUUUGAUUAUGAAGAUGCGGGCUACCAGACUGCAGAGCUUGUAAAAAUGGAUAUUCUACUGAAUGGAAAUAUUGUAGAGGAGCUAGUGACUAUUGUACACAAAGACAAAGCACACUCUGUUGGCAAAGUCAUAUGUGAACGUCUUAAGGAUUCUCUUCCUAGGCAGCUGUUUGAGAUAGCAGUUCAAGCUGCUAUUGGAAGUAAAAUCAUUGCAAGAGAAACUGUGAAAGCCUAUAGGAAAAACGUUUUGGCAAAAUGUUAUGGUGGUGAUAUUACCCGAAAAAUGAAACUUUUGAAGAGACAAGCAGAAGGAAAGAAAAAACUGAGGAAAAUUGGCAACAUUGAAGUUCCAAAAGAUGCUUUUAUAAAAGUCCUGAGAACACAAUCUGAUAAAUAAUUGUGGGGAAAAAAAUGAAUUUUCAUAAAUUAAAACUUGUGAAUCUUUUCAUUUUACUUAGUAAUCUAUAUGUUGACAACAGAAUGAAAAGUAUAAAAUUUGUUGGUUUCAGUAUUUUUAGGUUUAAAUAAUCAAUUAGCUCUUUGAAAAGGAAGAGGUGGCAGGAUAUGAGCUUGGCUUCUGAAACCAUAUUGCCUGGUUUUAAAUUUCUGUUCCAAUCACUCCCCAAGGUAAAUUAUUACUUUACUCCUUAGUGAAAUCAGGAUUAUACUGUAAUUUACCUCCCAAGGCUGCUGUGAAGAUUGUAUCAGGUAGUAUGUUUAAAAUACUCAGAAGAGGGCAGCCCCGGGUGGCUCAGUGGUUUAGCGCCACCUUCAGCCCAGGGCCUGAUCCUGGAGACCAGGGAUCAAGUCCCACGUCGUCGGGAUUCCUGUGUGGAGCUUGUUUCUCCCUCUGCCUGUGUCUCUGCCCCCCCCUCCCCCGUCUCUCUCUGUGUCUCUCAUGGAUAAAUAAAAUCUUUAAAAAAAAUAAAUAAAAUACUCUGAAGAGUGUAUGACACAAUAGUAAGUGCUGAGUGAAUUUUAACUAUUUUGUUUUCACGCAUAUUUUUUCUUACACUAAGAGGCUCAGCAUACUUAAGAUUCUAUCUAGUUCAAGCCUAAGAUAAAGUAUUUUCAAAAUCAUCUUAAGUAUCAGUUUGUUGUUAGCUGGAUAAAAUCAGAUUUAUAGGGAGUCAGUGAUUUUUUUUUUUUAAAGAUUUUAUUCCGGAGAGACAGAGAGAGGCACUCCCGGGCUGAUCACGUGCUGGGCUGAAGGCAGACGCUCAAACACUGAGCCCCCCAGGUGCCUCACGAGUCAGUUAUUAAAGUCAAAUACCAUACUAGCUGGACAUGUGCUGUCUAGUUUUUGUUUAAUUUUUUAUAAAUGUCUGAAAGAGUUUAUUAUAUUCACAUCUAAAUUAAGGAUAGGGGCUGUCUUAAUUUUGAUAAUUAAGGUACAUUUGGUGCAAAGUGAUAGGUGUCUGGUAUUAGCAGCAGCUGUUAUUAAUGGCAGUUUAAUAAUUAUUUCCAGAUGUUGUAAUUGAGACUGAGCUUUAAGUAUUAAGCUACUUGAUAUCACACAGCCCAUAAAUGGCUGUCAUGUUUCAAAGCAUGUAUGUACUCUUCACUCCAUUCACCCGGUUAGUGAACAAACCAGAUGGCAGGUUGUAUUACCAGAAGAUACGUAAUUUAGCCAUUGAAUUUUGUCCUCUACCUUGAAUGAAUUAAGUAAAUGUCUUUUAGAGAUAAGAUUAUCAAUGCAUUUUUAAAAAAUAUUUAUUUGUGAGAGACACAGGCAGAGGGAGAAGCAGGCUCUGUACAGGGAGCCGGAUGUGGGACUCGAUCCCAGGUCCCUGGGACCACAGCCUGAGCCGACGGCAGAUGCUCAAUCCCUGAGCUGCCCAGGCUUCCCUACAAUGCAUUUUAUACAAAGGUAAUUACAUUGUGAAUAUUGUAACUAUAAGAUAGUGGGAUUUACUUAAAAUUGUGUACAGAAGGGGCUCCUGAGUGGUGGUUAAGUGGUGAAGUGUCUGCCUUCAGCUCAGGUCAUGAUCCCAGGACCCCGGGAUCGAGCCCCACGUCAGGCUCCCUGAGCCUGCUUCGCCCUCUCCCUGCCGCUCCCCCUGCUUGUGCACGUGCUGUGUCAAAUAAGUAAAUAAAAUCUUUGAAAAAAAUUGUGUUAACCCUGAUUUCAUCCUACCUCUGAUCUCAGGUACCUUCCCUAUCCCCCCUAGCUGUAAUAGAUAAAAUAGGAGAUUUCAUAACAAUAUUUGUAUUUUGUAUUACAAAAUACAAUAUUGUAUUUGUAUUUUGUGUGGUAUAUUUGAAACCAGAAGAGCAUUUACAGAUCACGUCUAAGACAGGAUGUUCUGUGACUGUCAGGAGAGGGUUGUAAGUUGGUACCUGGUACUAAGUAUGCACCACGUUUCUGCUGUUAAGCUCUGUGCUCUAUUAGCGUGUGUAGAAUUGGGACAGAUUUAGUUCUCUUUCCUUUAUCCUGACUUUGUAGGAAGCAGUUUUACUUGUAGUGAUAAAUGUAGUUUUCAGAUUUUGUAGUAGGAGUUUAAGUUCUCCCCCUGAACCACGCUCCCAGACAGAUGAUUUUCAUGAUUUAGAGUUGUGUGCUAAGUAUACUCCCCGAGGACCAAUACUAAGACUUUUGCCAACACUACAGUAAUUUACACGAGGACCUGAGUAGCCACCACUUCUGGGGUGUAUACCACGUGACAGCCGCCGACCUGAGCUCCCAGGCGUCAAGGUACCACCACCAUCUGUCACCUGGGCGGGCAGCACAGACUUUAGACCUGGCCAGUGCCAGUUACUGACAAAGCUGGGAUUCGCUGUUUUUAAUCCAAACCGUACCCGUACUUAGCCACCAGGCUUCAUUGCCGUGUGGAAAUCCAGUAGCCUCUGAGCUAGGGAGCUAGCGUGGCUGGAGAUCAGUUUGCCCAGGAGCUUGGGCACUUGGACCUACAACUCAACUAGCCCCCUGACAUGAAGGUUAGUGAUGGGAAAUCUGCUAAACUGUGUUUGAGCUAGCACAUUUAAAGCACAGAAAUACAGUGAAUCAUGCACCAAAAGUUAUGUUUAGCAUUUUCAGGAUCACACUGUGACUUCCUAAGAUGAACAGGGCAUUGCCCAGUAGCCAGUUCUUUAUUACCAGCUGUGUGACUGGAAGACGAUAUGACUUAAUAGUCAUUUAAAGACCAUUUAUAACCAGGCAAUUAGAACUACAUUAUUUGGAAUUAAAGGAACAUUUUAUACCAACAGUUUCAUUUUUAAUUUUUAUUUGUUAUUUAAAUAUGUCAAGGAACUUAAUUGUAAAUACAUUUCAAUCACAUUUCAGUUAAAGUAAUGCUUCUGGAUGGGCUUGUAAGAUGCAAAAUAUGCUGAAGGGAGAGUAUUUUUACUCCCCAAGGAGUGUCUAAGAAACCAUAGGUAAAAUUAUUGUCUUUUUAACUUAUAUCUCCUAAAUGCAUGAUGGCAACAAAGUAAAUGCAAAAUCAAUACUACUAAUGUUGGAAUAUCUCAGAUACAUGUAUUCGUUUUUACUUCUGGAAAUAAAAUUUAGGUAACAUUUGUUUAUUAUAAGCUUUAUUUGAGUUAAAGAUAGAAAACAAUAUACUCUUAUUUGCAAUUUAAUGAUGCAAGUUGUUAAUGGCAAAGUUUACAGUAAUUCCUUUUAUAUAUACUUCAUGUAAUCCUUUUAGACAUAAGGAAUAAAGCUAAUCAUUUAUGAAGUAACAAUAAUCAGAAAAUUGUCUUCAAAAGAAUUUAAGUGUGUUGCUAGGUAUAAAGUUCAUAACUGCCAAAAUACUUAUAUUAAAAGCAUGAACCCAAGUCAUUAAAUAAAAAAUAAAAGCACAUUUGUAAAAAAGUGCUAUAGAAGAAGGUGGUGCACAAAAAUCAUGCACUUAUACAGACUUUCCCAAAGGACGUAAACUGUACUUUUAGGCACUGUCCUCUCUUCAGAUUUUCUGUUCCAACAAUAUCUAGCAGGACUUUUGAUGUCCAGAUGCUACUGCAGAAAGAUGACUAAGGCAACCACGUGCAGAAAAGCUUGUGUGUAAUGUACAGAAAAUACAAAGAUUACAUUCCAAAAGUAAAGGUCUGCAAUGAUUGUUAAGAUAUCUGAAAGGCUUGGAGUGUCUUAAUGUAAUUAAAAAAUAAAACUCUGAGAAAGCCACCGGAUUCAUACGAACGAUAUUUGAUGUGUAGAUUCUUCGUAUGUAAAAUGACUUGAAAUCUUUUAAACAUUUCAUUUCUGUGAUGUUUUACAGAGUGGCUCUGUGGCUUCUGUACUUUAUAAUAAACAGCUGUUUGUGAGAGCCAACUAUUUCUCCUAAAUCUUAGUAUAAAAUGGACACAUUCUAAAUAUGGAAUGUUUAACAGAUAUUGGACUUCAAAAAUGAUGAUCUUCAAAAAAUUCCCAUGUUUUAGCAUAUUGCAUAGCUGAAAAUUCAUCUACUACUUAUAAAAGUGUUCUGUUCAUUCAA